AUCAAUUUCGCUGCGGUGCCAACUUAGAGAGAGAGAGAGAGAGAGAGAGAGAGAGAGAGAGCGAACGAGUUCAUUGACGAUAGAGGACGAUGAAUAAGCUGACCAGAAAAUGGCGAAAGUCCCGUGAUGACAACCUCUCUCUCCCUACUCUUGACGAUUCUCCCGCCAUGGACACCCAAGAACAGGAGGAGUUGGUUCGAACAUUUGAAAAGGCUCAAGCUCAACAGAGCCGUUUGUGGAGGGGUGUGUUCGCGGCAAUUCUCUUUUGUUUCGCCAUAUUUCUUUUGUACUCCAUCUUCCAGCAGGCUUCAUCUCCAUGGGAACUGCGGUAUCAUGCUUACUUCAUGGAGGAGGUUGACUCAUGGAUAGUUAUAUCUGCAGAUUGGGUAGCUGUUUUAGCAUGUUCAUUUGCUAUCAUAGGACUACUUCGUAACUCAAAGUAUCAUAGGCAAUGGAUUUGGUACUCCUGCUAUGCUGGCAUUAUACUGGCAGUGUUCUGGUUAUAUUACAUGCUGAGAUUGCCAAAGUUCCGGUGGGAUGUUAUCUGGCUUCCAUUUGGACCUCUUAGUGGAGCUGGAAUCUGCCUCUACGUGGAUUAUCUGCUAUCUGAGUCAUCAGACGAAAUAAGAAAGCUUCGAGGCUAUAUGUAUUCUUAUAAAGCUAUUUAAAACGGAAUAGUGGUAACCGUAGCGGGGUUGGUGUUUGUUUUCCAAAGAGGUAGAGAGAGAAUACAGGAAGGCGUGCACGGCCAAUUUGGUGGUGCUAUCAAAUACUUGAUGAAGCUUUUACUGUAAAUAUACAAAGUUGUGAAAGAUUGCAUAGGAGUGCUGGAAUCUGAAGGCCUAGAUUGUCCACGUGAUCUGUUAUUUGUUGUGUCUUAUGUGUGAUGAACCUUUCUCUAACCCCUUACAACGACAUUAAUGUUAGACACCUUUUGAAAACGACGACUGAGGCAAUGUUCUAGUUCA
Molecule: messenger RNA, 968 nt
Organism: Juglans microcarpa x Juglans regia
Lineage: Eukaryota; Viridiplantae; Streptophyta; Magnoliopsida; Fagales; Juglandaceae
Exons: 7
Coding region: 90-668 (192 amino acids)
Source: RefSeq, a predicted model, not a curated record